AUGCAGCACGCCGGCAGCACUGAUGCAGCAACUGUGCAGCUUUCAUGCAACACUUGUGCGUCUCUGAUGCAGCAGGCGAGCGGUCCACGAAUGACUGCUGCUUGGUUCGGUGGCCUUCGAACGAAGCUAUCACAAUUGGGGUUGUUUCCCGAUUGGAUGUCACAACUAGGGAUUCGAUCACAAGACGAGAAAAUGGAUACAUCAUCCACUAGUAGCCCACAAAGUGAGCAAUCAAUUGGAGAAUACGAUGAGAGUACACUUGUUUUUCGGCCGGUUCAAUUGGAUCAUUGUGGGCAGGAAGAUGAUUCCGAACAGGUUGAUAUUUGGGAUUUCGGAGCCACUUUUCUCGCUGACCUAGAUUCGAAUCAUGUAUGGAAUGACACUAUAGAAAGGCAACACUUUGGACCUCUGAAAGAUUUGAUAACAACUGGAGGAGGGGCCAAUAAAAUAAAUAAUCACAAUUUCAAGACACAUUCCCUCCUUCAUCCAACUUGGUGUGAUAAAUGUGGUGAUUUUAUAUGGGGAAUUUUGAAAGAAGCUUUGAAAUGUGAACAUUGUAAUUACACGUGUCAUGCCAGAUGUCGAGAUCUAGUCACAUUGGAUUGCAGAUCUCCAGGAAGUUCACUUGCUUCUUCAACUGAUUUCGAUUCAAUCUACCCUCAAUUAGAUGGAACAUUAGGAACUAUUCCAAAAGGUCUCAUUCUCCCACCUGCAAUGAGUUCAAGUACAGGAUCUGACAAAGAGAAUGGGAAUGGAAGCACUGCUGGAACAUCUGCAGAAAAUCCCAUUUUCUCAGUCAAAAACUCAUUUACUCUUCCAAAAUCAUUCUCCCCAGUCGAUAGUAUCAAAAAAGAACCAAGUGCUCCACCAGAAUCACGGCUUACAACAUUACGAGUAGUUGAAAGGUAUGUGAAAGAAGAUACACCAUUCGAAUGGACGGAUGAAUAUAAAGAAUUGGAUCUCGAGAGAAAAAUAGAAGUUUAUAAUUCGAUUGCGAGAGGAAUGGAAAUCACUCUUCAUGAAGACGGAAUCAAUUUCGGAGGACACAUUCAUGUGAAUAUGAAUUUGAGUCGACCAAUCAGUGUUGUUCAAGGAGUUGUUCCACCAACAGUUUAUGAUGUUGUGAACACUGCAAAAUCAACUGCAAAAACGACUUCUUUGAGAACAAUCACUUCAUUUUUCCUCCCGAGAAAUACCACUAAAGUUAUCAAUAUCGAUAGUAAGACAACAGCAAGAAAGAUGAUUGUGACACUUUUGAAAAAGUUCCGAGUGGCCGAUAAUCCGAGAAAGUUUGCUUUGUACGAGUGUGAGCAGCAAACCGAUGAGUCUACAUGUACAUUGACAAGAAAGUUGACCAGAAUCUCUGACGAAGCAUGUCCUCUGAAAGUUGUCCUCAAUUGGCCAAGUCCAUAUUGUGGUCGUGCACUCGUUCUGCAGGAAAACGACACUGGUGAUAUUCUGUGGGACGCUUUCGAAAUUCCGGAAUUGGAAAACUUUUUGAGGAUUUUGGGGAUGGAGGAGAAGCAGUACGUCUUCCAAACGCAACAGAAAUAUCAACAAUACAGGUAUCAUCUUGAUGCGGAACUUCGUCAACGAGGUCAUUCUGUUCCGGAUUCUGAAGUGCAGCCGGUGAUUCAGACCAACCCGUUUUUGGAUGAAGAUUUUCUCCGAAAUCAAGAUGAGUACGGAACAUCGGAUAGUAUGCUAUUCUCGGGAACCAUCAAAAACGCAAUGAUGGAAGAUCCGGAAUAUGUAAAUCUCGAGUAUCUCAAGAAACAAAAUAUGGAUCAAUCAACGAAUCUAUAG
Molecule: messenger RNA, 1806 nt
Organism: Caenorhabditis remanei
Lineage: Eukaryota; Metazoa; Nematoda; Chromadorea; Rhabditida; Rhabditidae
Exons: 9
Coding region: 1-1806 (601 amino acids)
Biological process (GO): signal transduction
Source: RefSeq, a predicted model, not a curated record